AUGCUUGAAUUUCUUGGUCAAUUAUUUUAUGGGCCUAAAUCAACUGUAAAUGUAAACCUCGUGGUUACUAUUGACAUAGGUCAACUUAUUUACUACAUAAGCAGAAGUUUAUUUAAAGAUAAAGUGUUAAUUAUGCUUCAAAAUGAGAGAUUUUUGAAGACACAAUUAGUUUUUCUCAGGGAAAUGCACUUUCAGAGCAAUGAAAAGGAAAAAUGUGCUGCGAUUUUAAUUCGUUCUACUUACCAAAAUAUUUAUCGAACUCAAUAUCCGCAUUCAUUUUAG
Molecule: messenger RNA, 282 nt
Organism: Clunio marinus
Lineage: Eukaryota; Metazoa; Arthropoda; Insecta; Diptera; Chironomidae
Source: the annotation of a GenBank genome assembly